AUGCGUUCGGAACUGAAUGCGCUGCAGAUAAUGCUUUCAAAACGUUUGGUCGUUUCCGAAACCCCGGAUAGUGAAAGAUGCACAUCUUACUCGGUAACGAUAUUUUUUUAUCAGUGGAUACUCGAUGCGCUAAUACAGUUGUUUCAUACUUUGUGGAGUGGCUUUCAGCGUCUACAACAGCAUAAAGAUACGAUCCCGAACGAGAAGUAUGCACACGAUGCGGAUGUGAUGAUUCACGAACUCGCAGAGCUAUUCGAUGGACAACUGAUCCCGGUGAAGACCUCUUUGGAAAGUCGAAUUCAAUGCCUGAAUGCGUUCAUCACCAAUUCCGGAAGCCGUGCGCCACCGCUCCGUGAAAAUGGAAUCGGAAGUGGGAAUACGCGUGAGGCUUCGUGGGUGCCGUCCGCCUUGCAUGCAAAGGAGUAUGUUGUGUGGAAAUCUCACGGCGGCGAGAACCUCGUGAAGAAUCCGAUGGCGAGCAUUUAG
This is a messenger RNA of Phytomonas sp. Hart1, 486 nucleotides long. NCBI's taxonomy places the organism in Eukaryota, Euglenozoa, Kinetoplastea, Trypanosomatida, Trypanosomatidae. The record is from the annotation of a GenBank genome assembly.